This is a messenger RNA of Wallemia ichthyophaga EXF-994, 2616 nucleotides long. Its product is annotated as Hypoxia up-regulated protein 1. Lineage: Eukaryota; Fungi; Basidiomycota; Wallemiomycetes; Wallemiales; Wallemiaceae. Gene Ontology annotation, biological process: endoplasmic reticulum unfolded protein response; cellular response to hypoxia; negative regulation of hypoxia-induced intrinsic apoptotic signaling pathway. Gene Ontology annotation, molecular function: ATP binding; ATP-dependent protein folding chaperone. Gene Ontology annotation, cellular component: endoplasmic reticulum chaperone complex. The transcript has 2 exons. The record is from RefSeq and is a predicted model, not a curated record. The coding region runs from base 1 to 2616 and encodes 871 amino acids.
AUGAGAAUUUGGGCAUUAAUUCUGGCACUGAUUUAUACCGUCUAUGCCACGAGCAUCCUCAGCAUCGACCUCGGCAGCGACUCGCUAAAGAUUGGUCUCAUCGGCAGCGGGAAUCUCGACGUCGUCCUCGAUAAAGACAGCUCACGGAAGCUGCAGUCGACUGUUGGCUUUAAGGGCGAUGACAGACUCUUCGGUAAGCAGGCACUCCAGAACAGCAACAAAAAUCCAGACACCAGCUAUCCUCAUCUCAAAAUGCUCAUUGGGAAGACUGCUGAGGCUGACAGCACACAGCGUUGGGAAGCGAUAUUCCCCGCAGUAGACAACAGCGUCACUGACAGAGGCACGCUCCAGCUGCACUCGCAUAAAGACGCGUAUGCGAUCGAAGAACUCCUGGCUAUGCAAUUCCACUACGCCAGACAGCUCGCUCAGAUGCAAAGUGGUGAGACUAUAAAGGAUGUCGUAUUGACUCUCCCGCCUUACUUCUCUACCUACGAAAGACAGGCUGUGUUGGACGCAGUCAAUUUGGCAGCUCUCCAGCCAAUCGCUCUUAUCAAUGAUGGCACUGCUGUCGCCGUCAACUACGCAAUGACCCGUUCGUUUGACUCUACUCCAGCUUCGUACGUUAUAUACGACGCAGGCGCGUCCUCACUUAGCGCAACUUUCGUUGAAAUAUCCUCCCACUCUCCACCCAAGAAGCGCUUCGGCAGCAAGCAGAACACUACCGAAAUCAACGUUAUUGGCACUGCAUACGAUGACAGCGUUGGUGGUGUUGACCUUGAUCACCGUCUGCGCGAUAUCCUCGCAGACGCCUUCGAGCAGCAGCACAACCUCGACCAAAGCUGGCGAGGCAAUGCACGUGCAUGGAACAAGCUUCUUGUGGAGGCUAAUCGCGUCAAGCAUAUACUCUCCGCCAAUUCAGAAUCCCAGGCGACAAUCGAAGGUCUGCACGAUGAGCUUGAUUUUAAGAGCACAGUGAGUAGGGAGCAGUUCAAGGCAGCUAUCGAAGACUACCAAAUGAGGUGGUCGGCGCCAAUUUCUGAAGUACUCGCUAAGACUGGUAGGGGUAUUGAUGGUGUUGACGCUGUUAUUCUUACCGGUGGUGCCUCUCGCAUCCCUAUCAUUCAAUCGCAAGUCAGAGCGUUUGUGGGCGAUGACAAAAUUAGCACAUCUGUUAAUGCAGAUGAGAGUGCUGUCUUGGGUGCUGCUUUCUACGGCGCUACAUUCAGUAAAUCGUUCAGAACUAAACCUCUCACAGUACACGAGGCUAGCGUGUACUCAAUGGAGGGUGUGGGAAUGGACGUGAGUGAGCAUGGCACUCUGCUUUGGAAGGAGGGCGCUUCUCUCCCAACCAACAAUACCAUCUCUCUCCCACCUAGAGAUGCGACAGUGGUGGUAAAAUACACCGCAGACUCCAUUCCACACGACCAACAGGCUGCUUACAUGCAGCUUAAUGUGACGGGUGUGGAUGGAGCGCUCGCCGAAAUGAACCUCAGCUAUGAAGAAGCUGCUGCUGCGAAUGUGAGAGUGGAUAUAGGUGUGGAACACACGUCAUUCUCGCUCGUUCUUCCUACCGCUGCCGAGCUCGUUGUACCUGCUCCAGCUUCGCACGACGGUCUCACAGGCAAGCUGAAAGAAUGGUUUAGCGUGGGAGCAGGUGGAGCAAAAGGAGAAGAAAAGAAUGAAAACGGCACUACUACAGACAGCACAACACCUACACCCCCACACGCACAAGAAAAGAGGAUCAAGUUGACGCUCUCAAGUCUUCCAGCCUCGCUUCAGCCGAUGACGGUGGACCUGAAGGGGGAGUCUAUGAACAAGCUGAUGGCGCUCAACUACGCAGAGGCAAUGGAAGGGCUUCGCGAGGAGACAUUCAAUGGCUUUGAAAGUAAGCUGUAUAUGUUGAAGGCAUUGAUAGAGAACGUAGACGGGAAAUAUGACGCGUUCCAUAACGCCACGCUGCCAGAGGAAAUGCGAGCGCUGGAAAGUGCACACGCAACAGCACUCACAUGGCUCGAUGAGGAGGGAUGGUCAGCUACACUGGAGCAGAUUCAGAAGGAGGCGACUAAGAUUGGAGCCAUCGAACAACCAGUUAAGGAACGUAUUAGGAAUGGGCAGGUGAAGGCAGCUGCUUUAGGUGACCUCCAGAAGGCAUUGUUUGCAGGUAGGACUUUCCUCAAGGAGGCGAGAAAGAACUUGACAACCACGGAUGAGUCGAGAUAUUCAUUCAAAGAGGUCGACGAAUUCGAGGCUCACCUCUUCCAGACCGAGAACUGGCUCAGGCCGCUGAUGCGCAAGGAUGGAGAGGCAAAACCAUGGGAAGAAGGGGCAUAUACGGCGACUGAGUUGGAAGUCGCUGGGAGGAGUGUACAGGAUUUCUUUAUGGAAUUGACUGAGAGGCUGCCAAGGAAGGCUGAGGAGAGUGUUACAGAGAGUGCUACGGAGAGCAGCCAGAGCACAACAUCUGCACCUGCAUCUGAAGCCAGCUCCUCAGGCACUCAUUCAGACAACUCUUCAGGUACUCAAGACACACCAGGCACUCCAACACCACCAAACAAAAGCAAGUCAAGUGAGUCAGGUGAGACAGAGAAAAACCACCACAGCCACGAUGAACUAUAA